This is a messenger RNA of Musa acuminata subsp. malaccensis (wild Malaysian banana), 1301 nucleotides long. Its product is annotated as transcription factor MYB87. The record is from RefSeq and is a predicted model, not a curated record. Lineage: Eukaryota; Viridiplantae; Streptophyta; Magnoliopsida; Zingiberales; Musaceae.
AUCUCUGACACCAAGAUGCGUGCAGCCAAGAGAGGCUGGAGAAGCCGAUUGAAACUUGACAGCCUAUCCUUUGACUUGUUUAGCAUUUCCAACCUCUAUAUACCUCUGCGUUGUCCAUCUCCUUCUCUGUCUCCUUCAUACUGUGUUGUGGCAGUGUUCCAAGGCCAGGCGAUCGACCUCAAGAAUCCAGUGGGAAGAAGACGUGGGGGUGGAGCCACAGGCGAUCGAGCUGCAACAUCUGCCGCCAUGGGGAGGGCUCCAUGCUGCGACAAGGCAAAUGUCAAGAAAGGCCCCUGGUCUCCGGAGGAAGACAAGCAGCUGAAGGAGUACAUGGAGAAGCAUGGAACAGGUGGAAACUGGAUCGCUCUCCCUCAGAAAGCUGGUCUGAGGAGGUGUGGGAAGAGUUGCAGGCUGAGAUGGCUCAACUAUUUGAGGCCUAACAUAAAGCACGGGGAUUUCUCCGAUGAGGAAGAUAGGAUCAUUUGCAGCCUGUUUGCUAACAUCGGAAGCAGAUGGUCCAUCAUAGCAGCCCAGCUUCCGGGGAGGACUGACAACGACAUCAAGAACUACUGGAACACCAAGCUGAAGAAAAGGCUCAUGGGCCUACCGACAUCCCACAGAAAGCCUCAUCAUCAGCAGCAGAAGAAGCAUCAGCUCCAGGAGCAGCAGCAGCAGCAACAACAGCAGUUCUUUCCGUCGUCCUUCGCGGCCAAUGCUCCGUUCUCAUCGUCAGCACCUGACCUGGAAGGCAUCCCCAUCUCUCAUCUCCUGAAUUCUCUGGUGGCACACCCGACGCAUCAGAGUGGCAAUCUCAUCGUGUUCGGAGGUGAUCACCACAGCUGCAGUUCAUCCGAUGGCAGCAGCAUACAGAUCGGCUACGGGAGGGACUUCAACCACGGGUUAUAUAAUGGAAGGGAGAACAUGGGCUUCGAGAGCCAUCUCUAUGGCGGGUUGGAGACCGAGAAGCUUCUGCUUGUUGGUGGUGGUGGUGGUGGAUGUGAAGCAUCAUCGAUUGGAUACAGCUUUGGUGAGGUCAAGCCGACCAUCGCUUGUCCAACUGAUGCCUGCCAUGGCCUCUAUCUGGAUGGCAGAAGCGGUGCAGCCACGGACACGAGCUUCAGGAACAUAGCAAGCGCCAUGUACCACUGCUGACUGUAUAAUUACAAGCAUCUGUUUUCCUUUAUUUUCUCCUCCUCCUCCUCCUCCUCCUCCUCCUCCUCCUCCUCCUCGGGAGGAGGGAUAUGAUUGUGUGACUUUGACGGUGCAUGGGCUUCUUCACAACCAGCGUCGGAUAUUGUUCU